Molecule: messenger RNA, 7430 nt
Organism: Patella vulgata (common limpet)
Lineage: Eukaryota; Metazoa; Mollusca; Gastropoda; Patellidae
Exons: 7
Coding region: 793-3621 (942 amino acids)
Biological process (GO): regulation of RNA splicing
Cellular component (GO): cytoplasm; nucleus
Molecular function (GO): protein binding
Source: RefSeq, a predicted model, not a curated record
GUAUAUAUAUAUUACUAAGAUUGUAUGUAAUCACCAAGGUGUAAAACUAUUUAAACAGAAGCCGACCGUCUAUUUAACACACCUGUGUUGACGCACAAACUUUUCUCGCUGGUUGAAAUAAUUAAAGCAAUCAAUAAGUGCACACGAUUGAGAGAUUGUCUAUCAAUUGUGGUUCAAGCUGACACGACAGGGCAGUGCGGCUCUCCGAGUCCAGUAAUAAAACCAAUAAACGAGCAAGCCCAUCGUUAAAUUCUCUAAUGGUCAUUUGCGGACAGGUAACUAUAAAUCUAUGUCGCUUUAACAGAGAAGAGAACAUUAGCUAGUGACGUGAAAGGCCGACAUUCCAUCGUUUGUUAUCAUAUGAAUGAAGGGACAUGUCCCGUUUGCAAUCAAGCACAACGAGAGUUCUCGUUUUACCUGUCGGCUGUGGUGAGAGGUAUUCACAAUGCUACAGUUAGUCGUACGAGGGUUUUAGCAGUUGAGAAGAUCAGUUUACUGUUAUAAAACGUGGGCAGUUAUACAGUCCACAUAUCCUGACAUUCAAAUAGUGAUUACAAGUUAUGACAUAUUACUUAUAUACAGGAUCUAACUGAUUGGUCUAUUGUGGUUACGUGGGAUCAAGAUUCACAGGUGUAAGGCUAAUAGCAAAGGAUUAAAAGGUUGGCCUAGAAUACCCGUACGAGAUUCUUGGCCACAAGGACUAAUGAUUCAGAAGUUGGUUGAUUAUAGCGGGGCGGUGGCCGCUAGAUUUUAAUUACUCAUUCUGUGACUACGAUCUACCUGAAAUUCAAAAUGUAUCUACAUAUUAUAAGUUUGUGUUUGUUGUUUGGGGUGUGUUAUGCCCAGGAAUGUAAUGUCGCUGUCGUUGCUGUUGCCAGUGUUUUUGGAACUUUAGCAGUGGUGCUCCUAAUUCUUGGAGUAUUGGGAUUUUUGUUGUGGAAGAAACGUCAAGCAUUUUUGUCACCAAAAGCAAAUGCCACCAAUAAAAAUGGAAAUAAAAAAGGUGAUGGAACAUUGCUCAAUGACAGUUUAUCAUCACCAACAAGAGAUGGCCAUGUUAAUCCUGCUUUUAAUGAUACUUCAGCAGAUUUAUCUACCAUGGAAGAAGGAUUAUCUGGUUUUGACUCACCUGAUGGUAAAAAGUCAACGCCUGGUAAAAAUGGAAAUCAGAAAACUUGGUCAUCAUUACCUAGAAAUGAUUUCUCCUCACCAUUUACUAGACAAGGUUCAUGUGGAUCCCUGGAUGAUAACUAUCUCCAUACUGAUGAUCAUAUUCAUAAAUCGGAACCUGAAGUGAUGAGCGUUUGGUUACAGAGUCAAGAUUUCAUUGGUUUAGGUUUUAAUAUUUCUGGUAAUAUGAGGGAUGGAAUUUUCGUCAGCCAUGUUCACAACCGUGGACCUGCUAUUGAAUCUAAUAAAGUUAAAGUUGGUGACAAGAUCUUGAAUGUAACCAUAUCGUUUGAGAAUAUCGUUUACGAAGACGCACUUACGAUUUUAAGCUAUGCUUCACCAUAUCCCGUGAAUGUUAUGCUACAGAAGGAAAAGCAGCUUGUCAAUGAAAAAAGAUUGACUGAAUCAAAUAAUGCUUUAAGCCAUCCCUUAUAUAGAAGUCAGUCUCUUGAUGCCUUGAAUCGUGCUGGCCUUGAUGCUUUGAAUCGUUCACGAAAGGAUUCUUUCAAACCCAAAAGAACAUAUAGUGAAAUGAAACCAGAGACAAGGAAGGAUAACUCAGUGAGAAAGCAACUUUCAGGAAUGGUGCCAGAAAUGUUUGAAAAUGGUGGUGGAGAUAAUCGUGGAUCAACACAUGCUAAGAUCACAUCCGAUAUUUUGGUACAUAAAGCUGAUGAUGCUGGAUUCGUUAACAUUGAUUUAUCUAGCGGUGGGGACACUAAAAAUGGGUUAGAUGUGAGUCAUGCAUCUGGUCGAGUAGAUGACUAUGCUAAAGAUUUAACAGGAAAGGCUAAAGAUAAGACCAGUGCUUUGGCUGAUGAUAUGUCUGGGAAAGUUUCCAAUGAAGUUGAUGUAUUUAGCAAAACUGCAUCUGAUAAUUUGGCCACUCAGGUUGAUGAUCACCAGAUGACACUAGAGGUUGAUUCAACUGUGCAAGGUGUUAAAGAUCGCAAAAGUAGCACAGCUGUCGAAUUUGCUAGUUUAAUGGAUAAAAUGUUGGACAUGAAUCAGUCCUCGGAUGAACCAUUUGAAACCAUGGAAGUUAAAAAUAUAAGCAAUGGUCCAGUAGCUGAAGACUCCUUUUCUGCAUCUUUGUCAUCCGAAAAUCAAUUCAGUCCACCCACCAAACCUACAAGGAAGAAAAAACGACCUAGUACAGCUAGUAAUUCAUCAGAUGAACUAAGCCUUAGUCAGUCAGAUAUAAAACUAGAGGAUGUGGGACUACUCACUUCAAGAAAGCCUGUAGUGGAAGAGGUAAUGACAAUUGUCAAGGUAAAGGAUGUGUCUGCUGCUCCUAGAUCUUAUGCUGAUUGUGAAGCCAUUGAAGAAGAAUCAAUGAUUGCAGAAAAGUUGAUCAAGGGGGAUGUUAGCAGUCUAGCCGAUAAAUUAGAGUUAACAGAAAAAGAAAAAGAUUCAGAAAAAGAAGAAUUACCUUCCCCAACCCUCCUUAGAAAAAUUUUACUUGACGGCAUAGAUAACUACCAAAUCAAGAAAAAACCUGAACCUGAAGGGGAUCCAGUUGAAGAAGAAAUGAUUCAGGCAGUACGAGUUAGUCGCGAGGAUUGUGCUCCACCCUUGCCUAAAGCCCCAAAUUCAAAUCAGGAAGUAAAAUCCAGUAAAAAGGUCGGUGUUAAUAACAAUCUUCAUGAUAUUGAUGAUGAACUCAUCGAUGAAAUCAUUGCCAUGAAUUCUAGGCCAAUUGAACAAGCUGGACUUCCAGGUAGAAACACAAAAGAAAAUAUGGGUGGAGUCUCCUACGAUAUUCAGGUGGCUGACCUGGAUAAGAUUGAAAAUGAGCUACGUUCGGAAAUGGGUAAAGAUGCACCAAAAUCACCUACAGGGGGAAAAGCUUUUGAGAUAAGGGAGGAUCUUAAUGGUAAAAUGGUCAAUCUGGAAAUCAAUAAAAGCUAUGUUACACGGACGGCCUCCGAAGCUGCAAUAUCUAAAAACAACGAUCAGGAGGACAUUCAUAUUUUACGGGCUGGGUCUUUAAAAGAUGACAAACAUCAUAUUGAAAAUGAUUUCGAUUGGUCAGGCAAGCGUCUGAUACGUUCUGGAUCAUUUUCUGAAAUACCUCAGGACAAUUCAGUGAAAGACUGGACUGAUCAAAACAAAGUAAGCAGUGAGGACAUUACUGUCGUGAUCCCAGAUAACCACAAAAUGGGUGUAUUAGCAACCGAAGAGGAUAUCAAGGCCAAAGCAGAAGUGUUUAUCAAAGAAAGUUUAGAUUUGACGAAUAUGUCUGAUAUAUCAAGUUCGCAGUCACCUUCAUCCACUCGUAGUGUUUCACCUUAUACACCUAACGGACCUCCUGAAUUAUCUCCCCUUGCACUUAAAAAAGCUUUAGACUUUGCUUCCUCUGAGAGUUACAGUUCAUCAAGUCGUACGGGGAGUUAUUCGUUUAAUUUGAAUAAAGACGAUGAUGAUGAUGAUGAUGAUGCUGAGUGUUAACUGUGUGUGAAAAAGUGUUUUGUUUUUGACAAGUGAUUACCUAAUAAUUAGAUAAGGCAGCAAUGAAAAUGCUUCUUGAAUAAAACUUCUUAAAAUCACUAGUGCAUUAAUGGGAGAUAACUACUUACUCAUAAAGUAGGAUAAAGACCGCAUCAUUUGAAGACUUGCGGUGUGUUAUCAAAGCAAUAAUAAGAUUUGUUUGGUUAGACAAGAGAAUGGGCAGAUAAGAGAAAAGUUCAGAUAUUAGGAUUAAACAUCAAGAUAUGGGAUGCAAAGUUCGCUAGGUGUCUCUGUGUAACUGUGUCUGCUCUUGUAGAACCCGUGCUAGUUGACACGGGUGUGCUGACCUAAAUAAAACAAAGCUAACUGUAGAAAAAGAAAACAUUUCUGGUAAUGUUUAAUAAGAGAUAGUGAAUUGAGGGUUAAGUAAUUAAACUUUGCUUUAUAUGAACUAGCUAUUUAAUGCCAUGAAUAUGACCACAGGUACUUACAUUGGACAUCUCGACUAAAAUAUAGAGAAUUCUCUCCAAUGAACAUUAAGUUAACUCUAAACCAAUGAUAGUUACUUUGAUGAUACAGGUGUGUGAAAGACAAAAUACAGUCUAGCAGGACGAUAAAAUAACAAUGGUCAUGGUGCAUUAUCCGGUGACCAUCUGUUAUUUUUAACCCUGCUAAUUAUGAUACCCAUCAUUCUGUUGAAUAUUGUGGAGGAAAUACGAUUAAUAAAUGAUUAGUAUAUAUAUAUGGUAUACAUGUAAUAUGUUAAAUUUGUUUUAUUUUAAUAUAGCUAUUUGUAAAUAUAAAAGAUGAGAUUAUUCGAUUGACACGAUAAAAAUAUAAGAUUAUUCGGGUCAGAUUAUAUUAUAUUAUAGCUACCAUCUGAGAGUAUGUAGCCUUAGAGGUAUAUAUUAAGGUAGGUAACUCUGGAUUGAGCAAACAACAAAAAGCCAGGCCUUCACAUUGGUGAAUUCCAAAAGAGAUAAGUAGAGCUAAGGAAAACUCCUCUUGUAUCAGAAUUUCUCGAAUAAAAAAAGCACACUUAAUUAGAGGGCAUUUCUAGUUUAAAGUUCUAUUGUUGAUAUCAAUUCCUUCUCCUUCUGAUGAAAUUUAAAAUGAAUAAGCUUAAGUGAAAAUCAUCAGGGGGGGGGGGGGAGUAUGGCCGAAUGGUAAGUGUGUGCGCGUUGUAUCAUAAGGUCUGUCAUUGAGUCAACUGACAUGGUUUGGAUUCCCUGUCUGUACAUGACAAGGAGUAGGGUUUUCUGCGGCUUUCUCCCACUGCUAAAGACCCCUAUGCGCAAGCGAAUUAUUGAAAUAAAAUUGAACCAUAUGUUAGUCCUGAAAUGACCUGGUUUGUGUCGAUUGGACGUUAAAUUCCAUCUCUCUCUCAAGUGAAAAUCGUUGAAGUAUGUUCUUUUGAUUGUAUUUGUGGAUUUACACAGAUCUUUUCAUGUUUCAGGUGAGCUAUUUAAAAGCUCACUAGGAAUUGAACCUUGGUGGCUUUUCAUGAUUUAUCUCCAAUGUGAAGGCCUGAAAAGCCAUUUGCAUGCAUGUUGAAUAUAAUCUGCCUUCUAAGGCCUUUAUUGGGUAAAUGCAUCGAAAUGCACUUUAUUGAGCAAAGAAAUAUACAUACAUGUAUUAAAGUCUAUUAUAACCUAUGUUUAGUUUCUUGGAUACAGAGGUCAGUUCUAAUAUUAGAUUUAUGUAAACAAAAAGGAUGAUUAAUUGUACAGAUGUUAAUAUGUAUAUAUAAUAUAGAUAUAAUAUAGUCAUGUUAUCUUCUUAAAUCAAAAUAUAAUAGAUAUGUGCUAAUGGGUCCCACCCUAUUCCCUAUUUAGAAACUUUAGUUGAUGAGAUAGCAAUGUGUCUCUUCAGUUGUAUGAAGGCUUGGAUUCCUGUUAGGGCACCUUCCUAUACAUCUUAUAUACCGGUAUUUAUAUUCUGAAAAUAACAAUGGAAUUAUUACUCCAAAAUCCCUCCCGAUGAUCAACCCCUGGCAAUAAAAGUUAUAAAUCUGGUAAAAUGAGACACAGUUUCAUAUUUCCGUUUUAUCUUGAGUCUUAACUCGGAUUUGUGAGUAAGUGACUGGUUCACUAACCAUGAUGUGCUGGGAUCGAUCCUGCAUAGGUCGAGAAAGUUCCCCAGGAAUUUCCAGCAUGGCUUCCCUUUGUCAGUGUUGCAAGGCAGAGGGCCUGACAGAGAACAGGUUCUAGUUGUUCAGUUGGGACAAAAAAAAUCGAGGUCCUGUGUACACAGAUGAUAUGUAUUUAUCAUUAAUUUGAUUUGACAAUUAAUAGAUCUAUUCUACAUACAUAAUAAGAUUCUCAGCAUAACCCACACACAAGUAAGAAUCUAGAUUUGUAUACAUUCCUUUUACACAAUUGUUAACAUUUUUGUUAUACAUGAUUUUUACAUGUGAGUAAAUUAUGUGCAAUGUAUUUUGUUUAUUUGUUAACUAAUGAUGGGGAACUUCACCUAUAGCAUAAGUCCAUAAUUAAUAAAGGUGAUGAAGGGAUUACAAAGUUAUCUCCCCUACUUUUCCCCUAAUAAUAAACAUAGGAUUUCCUUUCAGAUAUACAAAAAAUAAACAAAGAAAAAUUAAAAUAUUUUGAAAUAUAUUUUAAAUAUAUCCAAAUAUUUCUUCCAAUGGCUGAAUGGUUUGGUUGAGUGGACAGGAAAUUUGAUUUUAACAGAGUUAAAUCUGUGACACUGUGUCACAUAUUUACCAUGGCCAAAAUAUAUUUAUUUUGUAAGGGUUGGUUUAGUAUCCAGUAUAGCAUCCUAAAAUCAUGCAAGUUUCCCUGCAACUUUUACAUUCCUUUGAUCCCUGACUACCAUAUAUGUGGGCUGAUAAUUUAUUUAGUUAAAAUAUCAAAAUAAAUAGUAUAGUACUAAGGUUUUCUGGCAUCAUCAAAAUAUAAUUUCCAAAACAGUAUCAUUUCCAAGAUAAUUUUUAGUUUUUAUAUAUAUAUAUAUAAGGCAUUAUUUAUGUACUCUGUUUCUUUUAUUAUAACCAAAAAUAUACAUAUCUCAUUAUUAUUAUUAAUAAUAUUAUAGUUUAGAACAAUGUUUAGAUAUUAGUUUUGGGUCAGCAGGAAGUUUUAAUUUUCAAAGUUAUUUGGGCGAUGUUUUGAAAAGUUUUCUCCCACCAUUUUCAAGCAAGUACAGUAACACUUGCCGCCCAAACAAAUUAGUAAUUGUUCUUCCAUAAGUAUGUGUUAUCGUUUAUAUUUUUAGACAAUUGUCUGGAUUAAUAAAUUCGGUAUUAAUGAAGAAAAGCUAUCUAUGUCUAAAACCAAACUCUGCUGACCAAAAACAAAAACUUGAUUUACUGCAUCUUUUAUGUAUUGUUCUGUGUUAGGAAUGGAACCCGAAAUUUCUGAUCAUUGAAGUAUGAAUUCACUAAAAUGGAUGAAGAUAAUUAUUUUCGGGCUCUCACUUUAGUGAUAUUUGUCGGUCAUUGACUGUCAGGGACUGAAAUUGAUAAAUUUUUAAAUUGGGAGUCCCAAUUUGGCACAAUACUGGAAAUUGUCAUAUAUCAAAGAUUAACAAAAAAUGUGAAAAAUUGGUGCGCUGGGAAAUUUAUUGUCUUUGUCCACCAAAUAAACUAGAAAAUGAACAUACUUCCUUAAAAAUAGUCAGAAAUUUCAGGUCUUAAUGUUGUUAGUAAAUGUUUUUUAAUAAGUCUUAUUUUAUAUUGUAAAUAAAUACAGCAAUAUAUACUCUCUCUAUAUAUAUUAUAUAUAUAAUAACUAUUUUUAUAUCACAGACCUUUAUAUACUUAUAUAAUAUACAAAAAUUAUUAUUAAAUA